Molecule: messenger RNA, 1383 nt
Organism: Dioscorea cayenensis subsp. rotundata (Guinea yam)
Lineage: Eukaryota; Viridiplantae; Streptophyta; Magnoliopsida; Dioscoreales; Dioscoreaceae
Product: electron transfer flavoprotein subunit alpha, mitochondrial
Exons: 8
Coding region: 55-1119 (354 amino acids)
Cellular component (GO): mitochondrion
Molecular function (GO): electron transfer activity; flavin adenine dinucleotide binding
Source: RefSeq, a predicted model, not a curated record
GCAACAGGCCAAACACUCGCCUGAACUUCGUCCAUAGAGCGCAGAGGUCCAUCAAUGGCGUCCGCUUUGAUGUCCAGAGCUUUGAGAAACCGAUCGGUCCCUUCUUUUUCAACCUUAGUUGCGAGAUUCAUGAGCACAUUGGUUUUAGCUGAACAUGAAGGUGGAUUGGUAAAACCAUCAUCACUAAGUGCAGUUGAAGCUGCAGGGUUUGUUAAUAAAGAAAAAUCUAUAACUGUUCUCUUGGCUGGCUCUGGUCCAAGUCUUCAGGAAGCUGUGUCACAUGCUGCAUCAUGCCAUCCUUUGAUUUCUCAGGUUCUUGUCGCUGAGGCAGACAUACUGAAGCAUCCAUUAGCUGAAACAUGGGCCAAACUUAUCCAGUUGGUCCAGCAGAAGGAUGGCUACUCAUAUAUAAUGGCUUCUUCAAGUUCAUUUGGCAAAAAAUAUACUUCCAAGAGCUGCGGCUCUUUUGGAUGUUCACCUGUUACAGAUGUUGUUGAGAUAUCUGAACCACGAUUAUUUGUGAGGCCAAUAUAUGCUGGAAAUGCUCUGUCUACCGUUCGUUAUACUGGCCCAGAUCCUUGCAUGAUGACCAUCAGGUCCACGUCAUUCCCCAUUUCAUCUUUCUCAAAAGACACAAACUCUGAUGCAGUACCAAUCUCCCAGGUUGACCUCUCAACCUUCAAUGAAGAAACCUUUGGAAAAUCAAGGUGGUUAAAUCUUACAUCCCAGGAUAGUGAACGACCUGAUUUGGGGAAUGCACGUGUUGUAGUCACAGGUGGGCGUGCAUUGAAGAGUGCAGACAACUUCAAACUUUUGGAGAAACUUGCUGAAAAACUUGGUGCUGCAGUUGGGGCCACUCGAGCUGCUGUGGAUGCAGGAUUUGUCCCUAAUGAGCUGCAGGUUGGUCAAACUGGGAAAAUAGUUGCUCCAGAUUUGUAUAUGGCAUUUGGGGUUUCGGGCGCCAUACAACACUUGGCUGGAAUGAGAGAUUCAAAGGUCAUUGUAGCAGUUAAUAAAGAUCCAGAUGCACCCAUAUUUCAGGUUGCUGAUUAUGGCCUUGUUGCUGAUCUGUUUGAUGUGAUACCUGAAAUGCUGGAAAAGCUACCUGAGAAGAAGUGAAAUGAAAUUAAAGGUAUACUUGUCUCAAUGGUACAACUAUCCAAAAGGUUGAAGCAAUUCCAUGAUAACUUCCAUUCAUUGUGUAGGUCCUCCCCCAAGAAUAAGUCCAGUUGGUGUACUUUUUAUUUGGUUAUAAACUUUGAAUGACAUGGGCAAGGACAUAGUUACUGAUAAAAAGUAAAACAAUGAAAUUUACUUGAAUUGCAAGGAAGAUAUUGGUUAUGUCCAUAUGUCAGUGAAAUAAUAGAUUGAUGGUUUUAUUUA